This is a messenger RNA of Thrips palmi, 1727 nucleotides long. RefSeq lists its product as uncharacterized. The record is from RefSeq and is a predicted model, not a curated record. Lineage: Eukaryota; Metazoa; Arthropoda; Insecta; Thysanoptera; Thripidae. The transcript is spliced from 3 exons. The coding region runs from base 392 to 664 and encodes 90 amino acids.
GCCACCCCUUCUUGAUCAAUACGGAGGUGGCGGCUCUCGCGGCCCGCGACUGCCCUCCGAGUUGGUACGCGUCGGUGCACAAUAACGGUAUUUGUCGGCGCUUUGCUGCGCUUUGCGCUGUGCGGGUACCUCGUGCCCUUCCCAGUCGACCCGGCGAACCUUGCCAAGCCAGCGAGGCCGCGGACCGCACUUCCGGCUGGAGGUCCUCGAGGCCCGGAAGUCGGACUCUCCGCACAGCACCAAGGCCGGCAAGUGCUUCUCGGCGGUCUUCUCGACCUCCUCGUGGGAAUCCGCGUCCUGCAGGACAUGACGAGUGCAGUGCCGACCCCCCACACUCCACAGCACCGGCAGGAUUGAGACAGCGUCCCGCAGGCAGCGGCCGCAGGUGACGAUGCCGGAACUUAACCUCACUUUGUGCUGCAUCGUAACCUCGCUCAUCGCGUCAGCUGUUACCAUCGCCCCCGCCGACAAGGUCGUCUUCUCCUUCCCGGAGUUCCCCUACAAGGAGACCGGCAAGAACGAGAUGGCCUUCCACGAGUACGAGUCGGCGUGCGAGCAAAGUCCUUCCUGCAGCCAGCUCGCCUCCAUCAGCCGCGUGCGGUGCGUGCGGGAGUGCGUGUCGCCGUCCUGCUACUCGGAAAUCUACCAGUCCGACCAGGCUUGAUUUCAACGAUUGCAGUUGGAGGAGGGCGAGAUAGACGUGCGGCUCAACUCCUUCAAGGGCUGCUUCGUGCAGCGAGUGCAUCGCCAGCGACCUUGAACCAAAAGACCGGAAGGAAGUUCCACCGGAAGUAAGGUCACGAUCGCACAAGAGAAGCGGGGCAGUGCCCUUGGCAGUGCCCGACAUGGACGUCGAUUCGAUUUCAAAUUUCAAAGCACGAGUUCGUUUAACGUUGCAGGGUUUGUUCUCAUUAGCGUAGCUACAGCGUAAUUAAUUAGCAAUAUUCGUGUUAAGGUCGAUUUAAAAGUAAUCUAAGAAACCACGUUCCUCAAUAAUUAGGCUUGAGUCUCUGCCUUUGUGUAAAUAAGGUGCCAACUGUAGUAAUGUCGUUGCCAAUAAGCGAGUUGAGUGGAAUUUUUUCGCCAACAUUUGCAAAUCCAUUCUAGAGUAAGGCGGUGAGGUGCUGGUCGGUUCCCGCGAUCUUUUCCCUCCUCUGUACAGUCGCAGCAGAGUAACCUUGGGGCCCGGGUCUGACACCGGCGCCAGGCCACGCCAGGCAGGCCCGAUAUAGAAUACUCCUUAUUAUCGGCCGAGGGGAAAACUCCCCAAGAAGGCCCCAAAUCCUGCGGGCCUGUGGGUGCCUGUGGGCCCUGCACCGAGGGCACCUCAGCGCAGGGGCCGCUCUUAAACGACGCAUGCACUCGUUUAAAUCACGCACGCACAAAGAGGGACAACCGUGUAUCUGUUUGACGCGAUUUACGGGCGGCCCCUGGUUAAGCAAGAGAGCUUCCCUCGUAGUUUCUAUUGCUCUACUUUAAGUGUCACGUGAUACUACCGACAUGUUAAGUCUGUUGUGCUCAAAGCAAUUUGGAGUGAAAUUCUGUGAUUGAUAAGGAGUAUCAGUAUUAGUUUGUAUCACCUUCGUAGGAAAAGGUUUAGAUAUAAAGGUAACAAAAGUCUGUUGAUUAAAAAAAACAUUGUAACUGAUUUUUUGUAUUUACUGAUUCUAUUAUGCACAGCCCUUUCUUACAAUCAUGAUACCAAUCACAUAUGGAUAAAACAACCG